AUGUUAAGAAAUUCCAAUAAAUUAAUUAAAAGUGUAAUUAAAAAUGAAUCAACAUUAUUAAAAUGUAAAAAUAACAAUCAAAGAGUUGUUAAUUAUUCAUCAUCAUCAACAUCAAUUACUAGUGGUAAUGGAAUUUAUAGUCAAAUUAAAAAGAUUGAAGAAUUUGUUAGUAAGAAACCAUCAGUUACCAAAGUUAGUUCAUCAUCUGCAACUAUUAAUUUUAAUACAUCAAAGUCAGGAAGCACCAAUACUACAGCAGUUGAUUAUUCAAAGAGUGUAAAGAUUAAAGAUCAAAAACAAAUCGUUUUAGUAAAGAUCGGAGGUGGUGUAAUUGAAUCGGACAUUAGUUCAUUAAUAGGAUCAUUAAAUUUCUUGAAAAAGAUUGGAUUAUUUCCAAUUGUAGUUCAUGGUGGUGGUCCACAAUUGAAUGCAGAAUUGGCAGCAGCAGGCGAACCAGCAGAGUAUGUAGAAGGUUUACGUGUUACUCCACCAUCAGUAUUGGCAAUUGCACAACGUGUUUUCUUAAGAGAGAAUUUAAAGAUUGUUGAAGCAUUGGAGAGUAGUGGUACCAAAGCAAGACCAGUAACACAAGGAGUUUACCAAGCCACACCGUUGGAUCCAAAAUUAUAUGGUUUCGUUGGUAAUGUAACAAAGAUUCAUACCGACGCAUUGGCAUCUUGUAUCACCAAUGACUACGUACCAGUGAUUAGUUCCUUAGCCAUGACACCAGAGGGUCAAGUUUUAAAUAUCAAUGCAGAUGUAGCCGCUUUAGAAUUGGCCAAAUCCAUUAACCCAUUGAAGAUCCUAUUCAUUAAUACAACAGCCGGUAUGAAAGAUGGUGAUGGUAAAGUUAUGCAACAUAUUAAACUCGAUGAACAAUAUGCCGACUUGAUGAAACAACCAUGGGUUAAACAUGGAACUAAAUUAAAGUUAAAGGAAUUUAAGAGUUGUCUUGAUGUAUUACCACCAUCAACUUCGAUCACUAUCACAAGUCCAGAUUUAUUAAUGAAGGAGCUAUUUGCAAAGGAUGGUAGUGGUACCACUGUUGAAAGAGGUGAAGUUAUGCAUUCACAUGAAUCACCAUCAUUUGAUGAAACAAAAUUCUUUGCUCUCAUUGAAAAAUCAACUGGUACCAAAGGUGGUAGAAUCGAUUAUCAACAAUUGAAAACCGAUCUUUCCAAAGGUGUAGUUAAAGCAUUUGUAAAUAGUCAUUAUACUGCCGGUAUUUUAGUUAGACCAUUAUCAUCGGGUUCUUCAGUUUCCUAUGUUGAUCAAUUCUUUUUCUUUAAUAAUUCGAUUCAAUCCACUGAAGAUUCUGAAAGUGUUUUCAAAAAAAUGUUUGAAAAUUCUUCAUACAUUUGGAAAGAAUCAUCAAAUAAUCAACUCAACAAUGAAUGGUUUAAAAAGAUUGCAACAGGUUUCAUUACUGGAGCCACUAAUAAUAUAUUUUGGACAAAUAUUGAUACAAACAAAAUUGAAAACUCAAUUAAAGAAUGUCUUUCACAAAGUUCAACCUAUUUAUCUGGUAUUACCAAAGCUGCUUCAUCAAAAUCUGCAUCAGAGAAAUUACUUCAAGAUAAGAAUCAUAAAUUUAGAGUUGGUUUAAUUGGUGCAAGAGGUUUCACUGGUGGUAAUUUAGUUAGAUUAAUUGAUGGUCAUCCAAAUUUAGAGUUGGCCAUUGCUUCAUCAUCCACCAAUUUCGGUAAACCAAUCACAACUGAAUUCCCUCAACUUAAAUCAAAUUUGAAAUUCGAUAAUGUUAAACCAGAAAAUAUCGAUAUUUUCACACGUGAUCAUGGUAUUGAUGGUUGGUUCAUGGCUUUACCAGAUAAAAUUUCCUCACCAUACAUUCAAACCUUGGAGAAUUCAAGUGAAUCACCAGUGUUGGUAGAUCUUAGUUCCGAUCAUAGAUUCAAUGAAAAAUGGACCUAUGGUCAACCAGAAACCAAUCGUGCAGCAAUUAAAGAAUCCAAAUUAAUCGCCAAUCCAGGUUGUUAUGCAACUGGUAUGUUUUUAACAUUGAAGCCAUUUGUCAAUGAUUUAGUAACACCACCAUCUUGUUUUGGUAUUUCAGGUUAUUCCGGUGCUGGUAGUAAACCAUCUGAAAAGAAUGAUCCAACACGUCUAAGUGAUAAUAUCUUACCUUACAAAUUGGUUCAACAUACUCAUGAACUUGAGGUUAGUCAUCAAUUGGGUAGUCCAAUCUAUUUCAUGCCACAUGUUGGUCAAUUCUUUCAAGGUAUUACCCUUACAAUCUCAAUGGAACUCAAAUAUCCAAUGACCAAAGAACAAGUGGUCGAACGUUAUCAAAAAUUCUAUCAAAAUGAACCGUUAAUUAAAAUCGAUAAAGAUGGUAUUCCAGAGGUUAAAUCAAAUAGUGGUAAACAUACUGUUACAAUUGGUGGUUUUGCUGUCAAUGGUAAUCAUUUAGUUGUCGUAACCACUUUAGAUAAUUUAUUAAAAGGUGCUGCAACUCAAGCACUUCAAAAUAUGAAUAUUUGUUUAGGUUUAGAUGAAUUAGCAAGUAUUAAAAAUGAAUUAUAA
Messenger RNA from Dictyostelium discoideum AX4, 2544 nucleotides. It is a transcript of the gene argC, whose product is annotated as acetylglutamate kinase. Gene Ontology annotation, cellular component: cytoplasm; mitochondrion. The transcript has a single exon. NCBI's taxonomy places the organism in Eukaryota, Evosea, Eumycetozoa, Dictyosteliales, Dictyosteliaceae. The coding region runs from base 1 to 2544 and encodes 847 amino acids. Gene Ontology annotation, molecular function: NADP+ binding; N-acetyl-gamma-glutamyl-phosphate reductase (NADP+) activity; kinase activity. Gene Ontology annotation, biological process: L-arginine biosynthetic process. The record is from RefSeq and is a predicted model, not a curated record.